Nematolebias whitei (Rio pearlfish) is the source of this 1914-nucleotide messenger RNA. Its product is annotated as broad substrate specificity ATP-binding cassette transporter ABCG2-like. Gene Ontology annotation, molecular function: ABC-type transporter activity; ATP binding; ATP hydrolysis activity. The record is from RefSeq and is a predicted model, not a curated record. The coding region runs from base 1 to 1914 and encodes 637 amino acids. Lineage: Eukaryota; Metazoa; Chordata; Actinopteri; Cyprinodontiformes; Rivulidae. The transcript has 14 exons. Gene Ontology annotation, cellular component: plasma membrane.
AUGGCGACUCCAAACAGCCAAAUUGUGGUCACAUACGCCGAGUUGAGGUCUUACAACUUCGCUGAGAUCUAUUCCUUCCCAUCAGCAAGAUUCAGGAGCCGCAAGCCUGCAAUUCUUCUCAGCAAGAACUUGACUUUGGCACCCAGUGGAUUCAGAGAGCCACACAGAACCAGACCAGAACUGAAGCAGAACCAGACUCCUAAUCACAUAGGUGAGCCUGAGAGCUGGAAGCUGGCCAACGAGGAUUUCCAAGCAGGGACGCACAGCCAUAGGGCUGCACAGAACCAGAGCAGAACUGGACCUCCAGACCCAUCAGGGAACCCGAGAGCUCGUAGCUGGCGCACGAGGACUUCCGUUCAGGGACACGCAGCCGUAGGUCUGGUGUUCUCUCUGGAGCCCACUGCCACUACCCUGAGCCAGAGAGCCAACCAGAACUGGCAGGCUGAAGCGGCGCCGGGCGACGGGAGGCGGAUUCAUCUCGACCCGCAGCUGCCGACUGUUUCUGAGAGGCUCCGGUCCGGAAGUGUGGGCGUCUGGAAACGGUCGGUGCUGCUGCUGGUGACUCUGGAUGUGAGCCUACAACGACCAGUUCACCUCCUCCUCAUCAUCACGACUCAAGAAGAUUUCUUUGUGUUUUUCAGUGGUAUCAUGAAACCAGGGAUGAAUGCCAUCAUGGGGGCAACCGGAAGUGGAAAAACAUCACUCCUGGAUGUAAUCGCAGGCAGAAAAGAUCCAGCUGGACUUCGUCAGGGACAGGUCCUGGUGAAUGGCAGAGCUGUCACCUCUGAGCUCAGGCUCAGCUCUGCCUACGUGGUGCAGGAUGAUAUCCUCAUGGGAACUCUAACAGUGAGAGAAAACCUCCGGUUUAGUGCCAACCUGCGCCUCAACCCCAAGUUGUACUCCUCUACUAAUAAAAACAAUCGUGUGAACACCAUCAUCAAAGAGCUGGGCCUCACAGACUGUGCUGACACCAAGAUCGGCACAGAGUUUCUGCGCGGUGUGUCAGGAGGAGAGAGAAAAAGGUGCAGCAUCGGGAUGGAGCUCAUCACGUCUCCUUCAUUGUUGUUUCUGGAUGAGCCAACCACAGGCCUGGACUCCAACACGGCCAACUGCAUCGUCGGUCUACUGCACAGGCUCUCCAGAAAAGGAAAGACGGUGAUCUUCUCCAUUCACCAGCCACGAUACUCUAUCUUCAAGCAGUUUGACCACCUGACCCUGAUGCACAAAGGAGAGAUAGUGUACGCAGGAGCAGCAGAGCGUGCUCUGGACUACUUUACAGGCCUCGGAUAUCAGAUCGAAGCUUUCAACAACCCUGCUGACUUCUUCAUGGAUAUCACAAACGGAGAAGCAACGUCAACAGUAGAAGCGCUAACUACAGUGGACGACGAUAAAAACUCGUUGGCAGCACAUUACCGCCAGUCCCAGCUGCAUCAGAACGUGAUGGAGGAGCUGGAGGACGUGACCCAGAGCAUCGCUGGGGUGGCCCCCAGUGAAGAACGAGCACCAGCUUAUGUCACCUCCUUCCUCUAUCAGAUGCGGGUGGUGUGUGGCCGGACGGUGCUGAACAUUUUGAGGAACCCUCAGACCUCUUACGCCCAGCUGGCUCUCAACAUCUUUUUUGGGAUUCUGGUAGGACUCAUUUACUACCAGAUGCCCCUGACUCUGCCCGAGGCUUUACAGAACAGGAGUGGAGCGUUCUUCUUCCUUAUUAUCAACAUGGUGUUUGGGAAUCUUUCCGCUGUUGAACUCUUUAUCAACGAAAGAGUGAUCUUCAUUCACGAGAACUCCAGCGGUUAUUACCGUACAUCUGUUUACUUCCUGUCAAAGAUCUUUGCUGAUCUCAUCCCGAACCGCAUGAUCCCGAUAUUUGUGUUUUCAGCCAUCGCCUACUAUAUGAUGGGUAACAUCAUCUGA